AUGCAGAACGGCAGACCAGUGGCUUUCGCGUCUCGUACUCUCACUGACACAGAAACCCGCUAUGCCCAAAUUGAGAAAGAGCUGCUGGCAGUCCUGUUUGCCUGCACAAAGUUCAGAGACUAUGUCUAUGGGAAACCUGUGAUGGUGGAAACUGACCAUCAACCUCUGAAAUACGACAUCAUGCUCGUAUACAAGAAAGGCAAGCACAUGUAUCUGGCAGACACGCUGUCCAGAGCACCGGAUGCAAGCACAGCACGUCUAGAUGAACUAAGAGACCACACCCGGAAGGACAGUGUGCUGGAAGCACUCGGUUCAACUAUUCACAAGGGUUGGCCGACAAAGCUGAACCAGGUCGAACCUUCAAUUCGACUCUUUUUCCCAUACAGGGAUGAACUGACUGAGGAAGACGGAAUCAUCAUGAAGGGCCACAAAUGUGUCAUUCCCAAAUCUCUCCAACGAGAGUACAUUAACAUCAUGCACAAAGGCCACCCAGUACUCCUGCGACUUAAAGAUGCAGGCUUGCGACUCAGUGAGAAGAAAUGCCACUUUCACCAAGCCAGCUUAAAGUUCCGAGGACACUUGGUGACAGAGAAGGGCAUUCAACCAGAUAUGGAGCACCUACAAGCCAUCAAGCAGGCUCCUGCCCCCACUGAUGCCGGUCGCCUUCGUUCCUUCCUGGAUGCGUCAGACUAUGGUUUCGGUGCCGUGUUCACUCAAUUGCAUCCGGAUAAUACAGAAUGCACAGUGGUGUUUGCAUCGAGGACACUGACGCUUCGUUUGUCCAGGGAUGAAGCCUGCAAUGCCACUCGAGAGGCUGAGAAGAAGCUGAAGACCAUGGAGGCAGACACACUGCAGUUCCAAGAGGAUCUAGGCACAGCAGAGAGGCUGAAGCGUCAGGCCCAGACAGAGAGGGACGAGCUCCAAGAAGAAAUCACCAACAGCAACAGCAAAAACACCAUGUUGACUGAUGAGAAGAGAAGGCUGGAGGCUAGAAUCAGUCAGCUGGAGGAAGAGCUGGAGGAGGAGCAGCUGAACACAGAGAUGGUCAACGACCGUCUGAAGAGAACCACGCUGCAGACGGAGCAGCUGACCACUGAGCUUGCUGGAGAGCGCAGCACGUCUCAGCGCCUGGAGGGCACUCGAGCCCAACUUGACCGGCAGAAUAAGGAGCUGAAGCUGAAGCUGCAGGAGCUGGAAGGAACCAUCAAGUCCAAAUACAAAUCCUCCAUUGCCACACUGGAGGCCAAGAUCCUUCAGCUGGAGGAGCAGCUGAACAUUGAGUCAGUGGCGACGCUGACGUUGGCUGUGUCCUCCAGGCGCGUGGACCUGCCCUACAACAUGAGGCGCACGGUCAACCGCACAGGCCUGGACAGUGAUGAGGAAGGAGAUCUGCCUGCAGAGCCAUCAGAACCUGCAGCGGAAAGCAAGGUUUCUGAGAACGACCCGAAAGUAACGUCCACUGUUCCCCUGCAGGCGGACAAGACAAACAGCCGCAUGCGGCAGCUGAAGCGUCAGCUGGAGGAGACCGAGGAGGAGCUGACCCGAGCCAACGUCUACCGCAGGAAGCUCCAGAGGGAACUGGACGAUGCCACCGAGUCGGCAGACGUGAUGAACCGGGAAGUCAGCAACCUCAAGAGCAAACUCAGGCGCGUGGACCUGCCCUACAACAUGAGGCGCACGAUGGCUGAGAUGAAGAAGAAGCUAGAAACUGAGAGUUCAGCACUAGAGGGCGCAGAAGAGGGCCGCAAGAAAAUACAGCAUGAGCUGGACAGCCUGACACAACAGCUGGAGGAGAGGACUGCCGCCUAUGACAAGCUGGACAAAACCAAAACUCGCUUGCAGCAGGAGCUGGAUGACCUCAUGGUGGACCAGGAUCACCUGUGGCAGAUUGUCUCCAACUUGGAGAGAAAGCAGAAGAUGUGUGAUCAGAUGCUCACUGAAGAGAAGACCACUUCGACUCAGUAUGCUGAGGAGCGUGACAAGGCCGAGGCAGACUCCAGGGAGAAGGAAACCAGAGCUCUAAAUCUUGCCCGUGACCUGGAGACGAUGACAGACCUGAAGGAUGAGCUUGAUCGGACCAAUAAGUUGCUCAAGGCUGAGAUGGAAGACUUGGUCUCCUCCAAAGAUGAUGUUGGCAAGAGUGUUCAUGAGCUGGAGAGGUCCAAGCGUGCCAUGGAGCAGCAGCUGGAGGAGAUGAAAUGGAUUGAGGAAACGAAACUCCAUCUGGAAUCGGUGAAAACAUGUCAAAAGGAUGUAACUCCGAUGGACAGUGUCUCAAAUGUUUCUCGAGGCGGCAGAUCAGGAAGAUCUUCUAGUCGUUCAUCCAGUGGAACAUCAUACUUAUCUUCUGCUACUUCUGCGCGACGAAGAGAGGAGGCCAACAGAGCAGCUCUCAUUGCAAAAGCUGCCGCAUUAAAGGGAAAACAAGCACUGGCAUUGAAAGAAGCCCAGUCAAUGGCUGACAAAGAACAGUUGGAAAUCGAAACAGAGUUGGCAGCUUCUACAGCAAGGAUGAAGGUUUACGAGCAAUAUGAGCAUAAUGACGAUGCUAACAAGUCCACCAAAAAGGAACAAUGUCCAGACGGGAAUGUGUCAUUGAGUGAUUCAGUUGGUGCUUUUCACAAUGCAUAUGUAGAACGCAGAUCAAAUCCUGCACCCAAAGCAACACCACUACAUCAAGCGAUGGACACAAAAGAGCUUUGUAAGGUGAUGCAACGACCAACAGAUAUGACUGAACUGCUGGUUAAAAACCAACAACUGUCUCAUCGACCACAAAGAGACGUUCCAUUGUUCUAUGGUGAUCCAUUGGAAUUCAGAUCAUUUUUGAAAGCAAUUGGACACGCCAUUGCUUCUCGAACUGACUCUGAUUCAGACAGGUUAUAUUUUCUGAAGCAAUACACGAGGGGUGAUCCAAGAGAUCUGGUCAGGAGUUGCCUGCACAUGCCAUCACAUCGUGGAUAUCGUGAGGCCCUGAAGUUGCUCUCUGAUCAUUAUGGAAAUGAAAUUAAGAUUGCUUCAGCCUUACUGGAAAAGGCAUUCAAAUGGCCACAAAUCAAGUCAGAAGACACCAAAGGUCUCAGUAACUUUGCAUUGUUUCUCCUGAGCUGUCAAAAUACCAUGCAGGAUGUGGCAUUUAUGGAUGAGUUGGACAGUCCCACCAACAUGAGACUGAUUUUGUCCAACUUGCCAUACAAGCUGAGAGAGAAAUGGAGAACCGUUGCCUAUGACAUGCAAGAGACCAGAGGAGAUCGUGCCAUUCAUCUGGCGGACAAGACAAACAGCCGCAUGCGGCAGCUGAAGCGUCAGCUGGAGGAGACCGAGGAGGAGCUGACCCGAGCCAACGUCUACCGCAGGAAGCUCCAGAGGGAACUGGACGAUGCCACCGAGUCGGCAGACGUGAUGAACCGGGAAGUCAGCAACCUCAAGAGCAAACUCAGGCGCGUGGACCUGCCCUACAACAUGAGGCGCACGGUGAACCGCACAGGCCUGGACAGCGAUGAGGAUCUGCCUGCAGAGCCAUCAGAACCUGCAGCGGAGUGAGCAGAACUUUUCUUGCAAUAAGACAAGACAUUCCACACU
Molecule: messenger RNA, 3579 nt
Organism: Synchiropus splendidus (mandarinfish)
Lineage: Eukaryota; Metazoa; Chordata; Actinopteri; Syngnathiformes; Callionymidae
Product: myosin-11-like
Exons: 16
Coding region: 1-3540 (1179 amino acids)
Cellular component (GO): myosin complex
Source: RefSeq, a predicted model, not a curated record